This is a messenger RNA of Coffea eugenioides, 634 nucleotides long. RefSeq names its product ADP-ribosylation factor-like protein 5. Gene Ontology annotation, molecular function: GTP binding; GTPase activity. Gene Ontology annotation, biological process: protein localization to Golgi membrane; vesicle-mediated transport; intracellular protein transport. Gene Ontology annotation, cellular component: cytoplasm; trans-Golgi network. The coding region runs from base 18 to 401 and encodes 127 amino acids. The record is from RefSeq and is a predicted model, not a curated record. The transcript has a single exon. Lineage: Eukaryota; Viridiplantae; Streptophyta; Magnoliopsida; Gentianales; Rubiaceae.
AUCUAAUUUAUUUGCUGAUGCUACUCAAUCAGGUUUGGGAUCUAGGCGGUCAAGAUCGGCUUAGGACGUCAUGGGCUACCUACUACCGUGGAACUCACGCUGUGAUUGUAGUAAUUGACAGCACUGAUAGAGCCAGGAUUUCCAUAAUGAAGGAUGAACUCUUCAGGCUGCUCCCGCAUGAGGAUUUACAAAGUGCAGUUAUCCUCGUCUUCGCAAAUAAACAGGACCUCAAGGAUGCCAUGAGUCCUGCUGAGAUAACUGAUGCGCUUUCCCUUCAUAGCAUAAAAGAUCAUGAUUGGCACAUCCAAGCUUGCUGUGCCCUUACUGGUGAAGGUUUGUAUGAUGGUUUGGGUUGGGUAGCACAACGGGUUAGUGGAAAGGCUCCAAGCUUGGAGAGUUGAUAUAAAGAAUAUUAAAGUUCAUGUGUAGAAGUCCUCGCUCCUGUGGUUGGAAUACGUUGUUUUUAUUGGUUUCCCUGCACUUGCAGAUUGAGUUCUCCUGUGCGUGGAAAAAGAAAAGGGAAAAACCAGAGCUGUAUGUUGUACCUUUCAUUUCAUUUUCUCCUGAGUGAAUAUUUGGCAAGUUUGAUUGCUAAAAAAUAUGUUUUAAUCCUAGUCCUCUGUGCUCCUGUUGA